Aspergillus mulundensis is the source of this 1815-nucleotide messenger RNA. Its product is annotated as putative nonsense-mediated mRNA decay protein Upf3. Gene Ontology annotation, molecular function: mRNA binding. The record is from RefSeq and is a predicted model, not a curated record. NCBI's taxonomy places the organism in Eukaryota, Fungi, Ascomycota, Eurotiomycetes, Eurotiales, Aspergillaceae. Bases 1 to 1815 code for a protein of 604 amino acids. Gene Ontology annotation, cellular component: nucleolus; cytoplasm. The transcript has 2 exons. Gene Ontology annotation, biological process: nuclear-transcribed mRNA catabolic process, nonsense-mediated decay; positive regulation of translation.
AUGACGCAAAUCCUGUCGAAGUCGAGCGGCGGCGUCCUUCAGAUUCCUGCAUCUGCGACUCAGAAAAAUGCACCCGCACCCAAGAAGGCGCCCAAGCCGGCAGCCCCGCGAUUGAAGCUGCUCGUGCGGCGCCUGCCCCCAGGGUUAACACAGGAGGAGUUUGAGGCAGCGCUGGGCGAGGCAUGGAAAGUCGGGGCGGGUAAAGUGAGCUGGUCUCAGUACAAGCCUGGAAAGAUCUCAAAAGAUCCCGCCAAACCCUCCCGGCCUUCUCGCGCAUACCUCUACGUUGUUUCAAGCGAACACAUUACCCCCCUCUCUGACAAAGUCCGGAGUACGUCCUUCCUGGAUGCCCGCAACACCGCGAACGACCCUGUGCUCCUCGGCCCUCCGAACCUAGAAUUCGCACCGUACGCCAAAAUCCCCGGCAGCCGUGUUCGCAAAGAUGCUCGACAGGGAACCAUUGAUCAAGAACCAGAGUUCAUCCAAUUUCUCGAGAGUCUUACGCAACCUAUCACGAAACCUGCCGCCGAAUCUACCGCCGAGGAUGAAAAUAAGAAGGAAGCUAUAACAACUACGCCGCUGGUGCAGUACAUCAAGGAGAAGAAGGCAAACAAGGCGAAGGAGGCGUCGAACAAAUCGUCAAGGCAAAGGUCAGAAAGAGAGCCAAAGGCCGAGAAGAUCCAAUCGAAGAAGCUUCUCCAGCGGCCUGAGAAGGAAGUCUCGCCUGUUAGCGCUGAGAAGACGGAGAAGAGAUCAAGAAACGACCGGAACGACAGGAAUGACAAGGCUACGAAGGAGGCUGUGAAAGUGGCCAACAAGCAGGCUGCCAGUGUGUCAUCGAAACAAGCCGCGAAGGCGUCUUCAGCACAGAACGCUCCCAAGGAUACGACGACCGCACAGCCGGCGACUGAACGGAGGAGAGAGCGCGGGAAUGCAGCUGCGGUGGGGAAGAUACUGCAGCGGGACUUGGGACUGGCACCAUCUAGCAACCGGCGACGUGGGGGACGUGGAACUUCUGGGGCUUCUGGAGAGAGCGAGCCUAGGCCAGAACCGGCCGCUGCUACGGAGGUCAAGAAGGAGACGCCCACCAGGUCACCAAAAGCAAGUCCAGCAGCCCAGGACGCAAAGGCGAAGCGGAGCAAUACGCCUCAACCCAGCGAAACACCAACCUCUCAACGUUCCGAAACUAGCACGCCUGCCCAGCCUACAUCUACGCCGCGGGGACCCAGAGGGCGAGGUAAACAGUCAUCGGCCACCACGCCAACAACACCCACAUCCACCGCUACCCAAGCAUUCCUCAAGCACGCCAAUCCGUCUCAGGGUGUGACUGAGCCGCUGCUUGAGACCGCCUUUUCGCCGUUCGGCAAAGUCGUCAAAGUGGAAAUCGAUAAGAAGAAGGGCUUUGGUUACGUUGACUUUGCGGAGCCUGAAUCACUGCAGAAAGCUAUCUCUGCCAGUCCCGUCACUGUCGCUCAAAGUCAGGUCGUUGUUCUCGAGAGGAAGGCGAACCCAGGGGCGGAGAAAGGGCGUGGAAAGGGUCGCGGCGAGCCUAAACCACCUAAUCCGGCUGCGCCCGCGGAGGCCAAUACCAACUCCAACCGUGGUGGCAAAUCUAAUGAAGGCAGUGGAGGCUCAGGCUCAGGAGGAGGAGGCGGCGGCGGCGGCGGCGGCGGCUCUUCAGAUGGUCGUCGUGGACGGCGAAGUGGCCGGGGAAAGGGUGGUUCUAAGGCUAAUGGAGGAAGCGGUGGUGGUGGUGGUGGCAGCAGCAAUGCAAACGCAAACGCAUCUGAAGGCAAGAAUGCCGAAACGAAAUGA